AUGUCAUUGGCAGUAGACGUCAAAUAGAGUUUGUAUAAUUAGCACUUUGUAAGUGUUAGUAAGUUGUAACUUAAAGUUUAAUCUGUCUGAUGUACCAACCCUCUGCAUUUGACUUAUAGCUGCAUCAUGAACCAUCUUUUUAAAAACCUAUGUUUACGUUUAGGAAAACUAAAUAUAAAACCCAUUAAUGGGUUCCAUACAAGUGCAACAGAUUUAGCAUGGACUAAAUCAAACCUUCCCAAGACAUUUUUAGCACAUAACAAGAAAGUAUAUCCUCCACAAGAAAUUGGUGAAGAACCUAGACCUGCAUUUGUGUGUCAUCAAAAAACUAAUUUUAAAUAUAGUCCUGACAAAUUGUGGUAUAUAGCAAGUUUUGUACGAGGUAUGACAGUGGAUGAAGCACUUAAACAACUAAGCUUUGUACAUAAAAAAGGAGCAGUAUUAGUUAAACAAGCAAUAAUUGAAGCCCGAGAACUUGCUGUGAAUAGGCAUAAUGUGGAGUUUAAAAGUAACUUAUGGAUAGCGGAAUCCUUUUCGGGCCAAGGCAUGGUUAUAAAAGGUGUAAGGAGGCAUGCAAGACGUAGGAUGGGGGAGGUUCGUCAUAAAUAUUGCCAUUAUUUUGUACGAUUAGAAGAAGGAAAGCCACCAAUUGAUUAUUAUAAACUCAACCCAAUGACACCUCAACAGCAACUUGAUGGAUGGCUUGAACAAAUGAGGAAGAGAAAGAUUAUAAAUUCAUAUUAGAUUUAUUCAUUGAUUAAUAUAAUAUAUGAUUAUAGAUUC
This is a messenger RNA of Manduca sexta (tobacco hornworm), 783 nucleotides long. Its product is annotated as 39S ribosomal protein L22, mitochondrial. Bases 127 to 744 code for a protein of 205 amino acids. The transcript is spliced from 3 exons. Gene Ontology annotation, molecular function: structural constituent of ribosome. Gene Ontology annotation, cellular component: ribosome; mitochondrial large ribosomal subunit. The record is from RefSeq and is a predicted model, not a curated record. Gene Ontology annotation, biological process: translation; ribosome assembly. NCBI's taxonomy places the organism in Eukaryota, Metazoa, Arthropoda, Insecta, Lepidoptera, Sphingidae.